UUACUAGGAGGACGAAACUGAAAAAAUUAUUGGUGGGAAUCUUUAAGUAGUGUUGCCUUGGGCAUUGUGCACAUGUUAUUUUUUUAUUGAUGUAUUUUUGUUAUUCAGUUAGGGAUCUAAAUGUAUCCCUUAUAAAUAGCGAGUGAGGCUGUUGAUGUUCUGGUUUAGAAGUAAACGAAUUCUUGAGGUACGGCCUGGCAGAAGAUUCUUAAAAUGGAUGGAGUUGUGGAAUUGAGGAAUUUGAUAAAAGAUCCUGCCAUUGAAGUUCGGCUUCAAAGAGCGCCUUCUUAUAUUCAACCAUUUCUAAAUGAGCCAGUCGGUGAAAAUAUACUACUCGUGUACAAGAAGCUGGUGACAACGAAUGUAACUACAAAUGAGAUCUCAGUGCAAGAUUGUAGUGCAGACUCUGAGCUGUUAGGUUCUCCUUUGGCAUACCCAUUCAGUCCAGGUGAUUACAAUGAUGAUACAGUCACUGAUGGUCCAAGAAAACAGUGGCAGAAGGAUGAAGAGAAUCAUGGUUCUCUUUCAGUAAUCAAAGCCAGGAAGAUACUAAGUUUAUGCAACCUGUACGCACAAUAUCAGAAAGUACCUGUGUGGGUAGUCUGUGAUGGCUCAGAUCCUAGACAGACCAUCUUGCUCUCAUCGUUCCAUGACAGGAAGAGUGGCUGGGUAACUCGCAACAUGGUGCGCUUGUUGGGACACUGGAGCUACAAGCAGGCUGAAGAAUAUGCAGUUAAAGCGAGGGAAGAACACCUUUCCAUCACCAAAAUUUCAGGAUGUGAGGUGAGGACUCUCAUAUCACAUGUAUAUGACAUCUGUCAGGCAAGCUAUACACGGUGCAAUGUAUCAGUUCGUUUGUCAUGGUCCAGUCCCUUCCUCAAUGCACCGCCUCCGGUUUCUGCAGAUGCUGUUCUGGAGAUGCUUAUUGUGGUUGAGCAGCCAUCCAGUGCUGCUUACAAGCUGUGGAGGCAGCUGAAGCUGCUACACCAGCUUGUUGCCCUGCUGGCGGUAUCCAGAGGUGUAACAGGCUGUGUAGAGCUCCCCAGGUUAGGGUGUGAUGAUGGGAACAGCACUAGAACGGAAACUACCGAUGUAAUGAACCUGUUCCACGAGACUGGUUACUUUGCUGUGAAAUGCCAAGGGACUACACGUUCUGCAGAG
This is a messenger RNA of Cryptotermes secundus, 1161 nucleotides long. RefSeq lists its product as uncharacterized. The annotation marks the transcript as partial. The record is from RefSeq and is a predicted model, not a curated record. The transcript is spliced from 6 exons. Lineage: Eukaryota; Metazoa; Arthropoda; Insecta; Blattodea; Kalotermitidae. Gene Ontology annotation, cellular component: RZZ complex. Gene Ontology annotation, biological process: protein localization to kinetochore; mitotic spindle assembly checkpoint signaling.